UUGUUCUUUCUUGUUUAUGCAUCACAAGGCACAUUGCCGCCAGUUGUGCGCAGUUGUGUGUUUAAUAUUUUUCUGUUAUCGUAAAACAAUACAAUAAAUUUAUAUUUCAAAUUAUAUUGAUACAAUUAUGGGUUAAUUUGAUGUACAGUAAAACCGUUAUUUUCAAAAAUUUUAGACCAUUCCUCAGUAAACUUUUUAUUUACUCGUGCGUUUCAUUAAAUCAUUCCAAAUUAAUUAAAUUUCUACAUCUAAAUUGAGAAAAUGGAUCAGGACAACAUAGAUAUGCAAUCAACAUUGCCUGAUACCCAACCAGCCGAAACAUUCACUCAAUCACAGCAUCUAGAUAGUCAAUCUCAAGUUAACGAAAGUUGGGGCCAAUUAAUACCUUCAGUCAAAUCAUCUCUUGCUGGCAGAGUGGUUUUAUCAUCCAUCCAAAUGACUAAAGAAAUAUAUACAUUUGGACGAGACCCUAAUUGUGAUGGAAUAUUUACAGCACAGAAUAUUUUAAAGCAAAAUUUAUUAAUGGCAAUAAGUAAAAUACACUUUAAAAUAAUACGAAAAGUUAUUAAUAAUAAAAAUGAUAAAGUCGUUUAUCUUGAAGAUAGUAGUCAAAAUGGAACUUUUGUUAAUAAAGUAAAAGUUGGACGCGGUAAAAGAGUUGUAUUAGACAAUAAUGAUGUAAUAUCACUUGCCGAAGGAGACAUUUCUUUUUUUAAGUUUAUUACUGAAACUUAUGGGUUCAAUAGUUUACCAGCACAAUGGAAAUCAAAAUACGUAACGUUACGAACAUUAGGAUUUGGUGCUUGUGGGGAAGUCAAAAUGGUGUAUAGCAAAAACAAUUUCCAAACUUAUGCUAUGAAAAUAAUUUCGAAAAAAGGACACACAACAAGUGAUCGUAGAAUCGCUAUUGAUAAUUCUGAUAAGAUUCUAAAUGAAGUUAAAAUAUUACAAGCUCUAAAACAUCCUUUUAUAAUAAGAAUGGAAAAAGUUAUUGAUACACCAAUGAAUUUAUACAUAAUGUUGGAAAUUAUGGAAGGAGGCGAAUUAUUUGAUAGAAUUCGUAUGAAUUCUGGAUUAGCAGAAAGACAAACGAAAUUCAUUUUUUAUCAAAUAGUUGAGGCCGUAAACUACCUUCACAAUCAAGGAAUUACACACCGCGAUUUAAAGCCGGAAAAUAUAUUACUAGCUUCCGAUGCGAAAUAUCCACUAGUAAAAGUAUCAGACUUUGGAUUGUCGAAAUUAGUUGAUGCUCAAACUAUGAUGAAAACUUUUUGCGGCACACCAAUGUAUGUAGCACCAGAAAUUCUAAAAACAGGAGGAAGAGGAGCAUAUACUAGUCAAGUAGAUAUUUGGAGUCUUGGUGUUAUCCUUUAUGUUACUCUCAGUGGAUGUGUACCAUUUAUUACUCAUAAUAAAAAAAUGGAACUUCAUGAUCAAAUAAUAAAUGGACAUUAUCGUUUUAAUUCACAAUUUUCAACAGUUUCUCCUGAAGCAAUAAAUCUAAUAGAAGGUAUGAUGACAGUGGACCCUUGCCGACGAAAAACAAUUAGAGAAGUAUUAGUAGACCAAUGGCUACAAGAUGGUGACAUAAAAAUUGAAAUAAGAAGGCUUUUAAAUGGAUAUAAUAACGAAAACAAUCCACCGAAUGUUGAUUCAUCUGAAGAAUUAGAGAAAAGAAGUGGUUUUUCAAGAGAUCAAGAAGAUUCACCCCAAUUUGGUCUACGACUUCCCGUAGCCAAAAAACCUCGAAUUAAUUAAACCAAAAUUUUUACUAAAUUAUUUGUGUUUUAGACAUAAAAAUAUCACUUUCUUAUCUAAUUCUUA
Molecule: messenger RNA, 1824 nt
Organism: Chelonus insularis
Lineage: Eukaryota; Metazoa; Arthropoda; Insecta; Hymenoptera; Braconidae
Product: ovarian-specific serine/threonine-protein kinase Lok-like
Exons: 6
Coding region: 262-1758 (498 amino acids)
Biological process (GO): protein phosphorylation
Molecular function (GO): protein binding; ATP binding; protein kinase activity
Source: RefSeq, a predicted model, not a curated record